Molecule: messenger RNA, 632 nt
Organism: Musca vetustissima
Lineage: Eukaryota; Metazoa; Arthropoda; Insecta; Diptera; Muscidae
Product: UPF0488 protein CG14286
Exons: 2
Coding region: 6-626 (206 amino acids)
Source: RefSeq, a predicted model, not a curated record
UAAACAUGAAUAAAAUGAGAAAACCUAAAUCGAUGAGGCCCCCAAUGCCUAUAGUUACACCAUCCACAAGUAGUAACGGCACCGAUGUUUUAGGAAGUGCCGAAGCCGACAGACAAUUUGAACUGGAAUUAUGUUGGUGUGUGCAACAAUUGGAAACAGCCCUAAACACUGGAAAACUAAGUCAAAAAGUUGCCGAGGAUACGGUAAAAAAUUUGAAAAUUCUCAAGGGUCGACAUCCCAUCAUUAAAAAACGACAGGUUAUGAAGGCAUCAAUGGGAGAUUAUCGUUCCAAAAUGAAAGAAGAAGAGAAGAAAAUGUCUUUGGCUCCUAAACAGAUUAAAUUUACAUCUACCGCGGCAAAUGAUGUCAAGAAAUCAAGUUUUGUAAAGAAAUCGGCAUUGCUAAAUUCUGGAAAAGAUUUUAAAUUCGAUUUUACGGUACCAGAGACAAAUGGUAACGCGGACCAGGAGGAGAAACAGACCCCGACAACUGACACCUCAAAGAAUACUGACAAUUUUAGCAUUAAGAAAAUAAAUCUAACAUCUGGAAAUGGCUUUGCAUUUAAUUUUGCCAUAGAUGAAGUAAAUGAUGGAAUUAACUUUGAUGGUCUAAAUAUUAAAAAUUAAUCUAGU